Molecule: messenger RNA, 5614 nt
Organism: Megalopta genalis
Lineage: Eukaryota; Metazoa; Arthropoda; Insecta; Hymenoptera; Halictidae
Source: RefSeq, a predicted model, not a curated record
CAAGUAUGUGGUCACUGGGCUCAUAAUAUUGGCAAAGCUACUGACAAGAAGAAAACAUGCGACUCAUAUUUCGAUGCGACAUUGGCUCUUCGAAGUGUAGCAAGAAGUAAACAAAAGUGGGAGAGAAGCAGCAGCAGCAAGAAGAAAGGCAGCAGUAGGAAGUGCAGAAGUUUCCAUAACCCAGACAUCAGAUCUGAUUUCUGGUGUAUGGUUGUCGUAGAUUAGAUUUAAUGUGAUAAGGGAGUGAAUGAUGUUUGUAUGGAAGCAUGAGUGUGUCGCGUGCGUAUGGAAAACAAUGUGUGUAUGGCUCAAUGUUUGUACUGAGUGAACAGUGUGACCUAGGUGUUGUUUACAUAUAUGUAUAGUUGAGAGUGAGAAAGCGCGUUAUGCUGUUUGAAAGUGAGACGUAUGUCGUGUGUGUCGAUAGAGAGCGAAUAGAGACGAACGGAGAGAGUGUGCCAAAUAAUAGAAGAAAGAAUAUAUAUACAUAUAUUCGUUUAGUUAUUAUUAUCGUUGAUCGUGUUAAGUUUUCGUUUAUUAAAUACAAUAAUUGUUAUCGUCACCAUUUACUCGCACGAUUUAAGAUUCCAAAUGAAAAUAUUCAUUUCUAUUUCGAAAAGGAGAAAGUAGAAUAAAUUUAAAUUAAAAUUGAAAAGAAAAGAAAAUUCGUUUAAAUUGGGAUAAGGUAACCUAAGUUGAAGUCAACGUUGCAAAAACAAACGUAUGCAAAAACCAUUGCAAAAACAAAACGUAUGCGAAAAUAAAAAAAAAUUUAAACAAAAGGGGAACAUAUAUUUAUAAAAAUCGCCAGAGGUCAGUAAUGGCCCACCCUUGAUCAGGCUACUGCUGUAAAAGGAUCCCAUAAAACCCCAACGGCUUCCGCCGGCGAACGAGCCGCAAGCAACAGUAAAUAGCUCUGAGCCGAACAGGCCAGCCAAAUCUGCGGGCCAUGAAUCGGCUUUCUAGUGAUAUCAUUUCGGCUGCACCAAGUUGGCUAUGUCCACUCGCUUCACAUGUCUAUAUAUUCCGCGACGUUUCAUGAAGACCAUGCCUAAAACCCGCACGAUCGACCACGGCGCGGGGCACCGUGGCGCUCAACUCGAGCCCUUGCCGCAGAGAGGGAGAAAGAGGGCGUUGCAAAAUGUCUUCGGCUGACACGAGGGUUCGGUUCGAACAGAGCGAGAGUACAGCACGGUCUUCAGUCGCAUCUCGGCAUUGCACACGGGACGAUCGAGUUGAGUUUCUGAUGCGAGUAUAGUGUGCGUUAACCCUACCCAGAAAUAUACGUGAAACGUCGUAUAUGUAUUAGUGGCCAUAGGCGCAGGCUCUUCGCGCGUGUGUGUGUGUGUAUGCGUAACCGAUACGCCGCGCCGGACGGAGUUGACACACACGCGCAGCAAUGGCGUAGUAUCCCUCCGAGAGAGCCUGAACGUGUCUUCCUCGGUCGAAUAUCCUUUUGUGUAGCUGUGUGUGCGUGGUCGCGCGGUGUGUAACAGGGACAGGGCAGAGAGGAGAGUAGCCCCGAAAGAGAAAGAGAGAGAGAGAGAGAUAGAUAGUCGCAGAGAAGAGCGUAUGCGCGGAUGCCGACGAUAGAAACGCGAGGCAUUACAUUGGCGUAACACAACGGGGUUCGUGGCUCUCACAUACACACACAUACACACACACACGGGGACACACGGGGCUGCCAGAAACGGGAGAGCCCAGUGAAGCGACGUUUACGCCCAGCUUGGAGAGCCCAGCACCAUUGGUCGACGUGUGUAAUACACGCCGUGUCGAUCCUCGGUUUUGUUCCCACGGUGGUCCGUUUCCGAGCUUUCACCGAAAGGGCUUCGCCACAGUCAGAAAUCCUGACGAGAAGGCGUGAACGCGAUGCACGGCUAUUGCCGUCGGAAAGAUUCGUGCGGAGGGAUCGUCGUGACAAAGUGAAAUGUGAGAUCGUGCGUCCGGGGAAAGGGUUGUCGAACGGACGAGACAACAAGAAUUCAUAAAUCGCCCUUGGGGGAGAGAGAAAAAAGAGAGAUCGCAGAGAGAGUGAGAGAGAGAGAGGUAGGCAUGUCAGAGAGAGGAGGCUCCUACGAGUAGAUUUCAAGGAAAGCCGGUCCCCGGUUCCUAGAUCCGCAACACACCGUAGUCGGCUGCAACGGUUUCGUCUCUCAACAACCCCUUUUCCACGAGAUAUGCGAUAGAUAGUACCUUGCUCGUCCGGGGCUUUCCUUGGAGUUGGAUAUACCUGAAUUGGUCCAACCCUUGGAUUUGGUGACCCUCUCGCCGCGAUGAGACGUUCCCAUACUCUCCUGUCCGCAUCGCUCGAAGGUGAGCCCCUUUUGUAACGUGACAUCGCCCAAGUGCCAUUUCCGUCGCGACGUUGCGUUCGUCGAAUGCUAAUAGUCUCGUCGAGCGACCGUGUGACAAGCCGAGAAACCGAAAGAGGAGACAAGGGUGGUGAAGCAGCGACAGGGUGAAGCAGAACCCGAGGAUCGAAAAUUGCCGGUGGAUCGCGAGCGCGCGUCUCCCCGGGCCCCCCCUUGACAGGACCCCCGAGACCAACGCUGGGCGAGACGGAGAACGGGUGGUCGUCAUCGGGGAGAAUAAUCGCGAGGAUCCCACGAGAUGAAGGCCUAGCGUCCGAGGUGGAUCGUUGGUCAGCGGGAGCGCAAGAAGGGACGGUUCGCCGGCGGAAGCCUGGAUAGUAGGAGGUUUCCAACAUGGCCGCCGCCUGCUACGAGAAGGAAGUGGUAGUAGGUGCCGCUAUGCACGGACACGGUCAUCAUCAUCAUCACCAUCACCACCAUCACCAUCAUCAUCACCAUCACGGGGGGACGACGGGUCAGCAGACCGGCCAGCAGCCACCACCACCGCCGCAACAGCAGCAACAGCAGCAGCAACAGCAACAGCAACAACAACAGACUGUACCGUCACAGUCGCAGCAGCAGCAGCAGCAGCAGCAACAACAGACGGUUUUGCCAGCACUGGCGACGAUCUUGGAGACUGCGACCGUCAGCGCCGGCGGCACGGGCACGACGGCGAACACGACCGCUACCGCGCCCGCCGCAGCGGUGGCGGCCGCGGCCGCGGCCGCUGCCGUCGCGGUGACCACCUACAAGGACUACAAGGAUUACUCGCAGCCACUCCACGUGGACUGCAGCGUCGAGUACGAAUUGCCCAGCCAGGCGAAGCCGCCGCCCGGCGGCGGCGAGCCCCUUCUCAUGAUACACCCCUGUUACUACCGGCGCGCCGAACGCGAGAGGAGAAGUCCGUUCGUGAAUAACCUACCGCCGCCGGCGAACGCGCCCAUAACCUCCUCGAGAAGGUGCAGCAGGAGGAGCGCGGCGGCCGCGGCCGCGGCUGCCGCCGCCGCCGGCGUCGUCGUCGCUACCGCGACCGUGUCUUCGACCUCGUCCGCCGUCGCUGCUGCCGCGACGGAAGUAGCCUCCUCAAUCUCCACCUCGGCGGCAGUCUCCUCGACGAGUUCCGCCACGGCCGCCGUGCUAUCGGCCACCGCGGCGGUCGUCGCAACCACCACCGAGACCGCCGCGAAUCUCGCAUCCACAACCGGUCAGAUGUCUGCUGCCAUGGCUGCGUCCUAUCGGGCGGCGUUGAACGCUGCAGCGACGCUGUCUCAGCAGCAGCAACAGCAACAGCAACAACAACAACAGCAGCAAAGACGGCAUCAUCCUCAGCCGCAGCCGCAGCAGCAGCAGCAGCCGCAGCCGCCGCAGCAACACCAUCAUCAUCGCACGCUCGCCGCCGCCCAGCAUCCUCAUCAUGGUGGUCAGCAGCAAUCGCAACAGCAGCAAGGAAGCUCGGCGACGCCGACCACUUCCGGCAACGAAAUGAUUUCUACCGACGAGAAAGCAGUCAUAUCAGGUAUUUAUCAACAUUACUUCCGCGCGAUGCGCACUCACAAUCAUCAGCACCAGCAGCAGCAGCAACAGCAGCAACACCAGCCGCAGCAACAGCAGCAGCAGCAGCAGCAUCGAACCAACCAGCAUCAACUGCAUCAUCAACCUCACCAAAGCGACCGAAGUUCCUCCUCGUCGUCCGUCACUCCGACGGCCACGGCGCUCUCCGGUAUCUUACGGCAGAGCUACCAACAGACAUACAACGCGGCGAACAGUUGCUCGAACGCGUCGAACCACUUACGAGUAGCGACCGCGUCCGCCGUCGUCGCCCACCACCCGUACAGGCGGCCGUCGGCGACGUUGCUGUCGCGGGCGGCCUCCCAUUUGGGCCACCAGGUCUCCUCGUCGUCAUCGGUAUCCUCGUCGUCCUCCUCGUCCACGUCCAUCGGUGCUUCCAGCGGCGUCUCGUCCAGCGGCGUCUCCAGCGUGUACGCGAGCACGAUACACAGGCAUCACGCCAGCUCGUUGCAUGCCCUCCAAGCGGCCGGUUUUUACGAGACGCCCGGCUACCAUGCUCUCCUACCGCAGAGUUAGGUGACCACCAGCCCGUUCCAGACCGACCCCGUUGCCAGCCUUCAUUUAUUCACGUAAUCCGGCUGCGAAGCUCUCAGCCGCUCGCUUGCCUCUCCUUUCUCUCUCUCUCUCACACUCUUUCUAUCUAUCUAUCUCUAUCCUACCCAUUGUGCGACUUAUCUCUUCCACUCGUUAAAGAGCAUACGGGUUGGUCUAGUACACACCACGACGGGAUACAUCUAUCUCUGCGUACAUACCUACCCAACCGCCCCUUACCCACCCAUCUACUACCUACGUGUACGUACAGUAUGUACGCGAACGUACAUUACCGGCCGAAAGUUCGGGUCUUGAAUCUAUAAACUCCGGUAACUCGACGUCUCUCAACAGCUUCGUCUCGUUGACCCUUGCAUCGUGUCGCGGUAAAAAAAAAAGAAACGACCCAAAGAACAACCGACUUUUCAGUCUUUUCGUACACCUGUAGUUUGAAACUCUUCGGGGUACGAUCGUCGACUUUGGUCGCGAUGCAAUUUGCUAAUCGAUCGGUUUCCUAGUUGUCUCUGAAUUCUGUAAACGUGUACCACAUGGCGCACAGUGGGAGAAAAUUCAAAAGAGUCACUGUUUUCCAUAUCUGUCCGAAACGACAAUGUGUAAGAUAUGCUGAAAUGUCUUAAGUAAUCGUAAUUAGGUAACAGAACGAUCGAACAAUUCAUUAGGAAAUUAAUUUCAAGCGAGUUCCCCCCGAGCGAAUAUUACAAAGAUUAAAUUAUAUAGUACGUUAAUUUAGUAGUAUAGAAAAUGAUGAUUGUCAGGGGUUGUAUGAUUGUAAUUAAUGUAUAGAAAUUUUAUAUUACUUAUAUGCAAUAUAACGAUUCACACCCGAAAUGAAAUAAUUAAGUUCGAUUUAGUUUCCCAAACUUCGGUUAAGGUUUUUAGACAGAACGGCCCAAAUUGUGUCCUGGGAUUCCUAUUCGGACAUGUUCGUCGAAUAGUAUAUUUUCAUAUUACAUAAACUCUUUUGCGAUAUCUUCAGAAUUAUUUCACAAAAUAUGUAGCGCCACGUAUGCGGAACGAUCGCUACGAAUUGUCAGGCAAAAAAUUACCGAGAACAAUCUUUCGGACGAAAGUUACUCAGUAUUCGACUAACAAUAAAUUGUAUCAACAAGAAUCUGCAUAAAAGUUUUUAUUCGAUGAAAAAUAAA